This is a messenger RNA of Notolabrus celidotus (New Zealand spotty), 1982 nucleotides long. It is a transcript of the gene vegfc, whose product is annotated as vascular endothelial growth factor c. Gene Ontology annotation, cellular component: membrane. The transcript has 7 exons. Lineage: Eukaryota; Metazoa; Chordata; Actinopteri; Labriformes; Labridae. Gene Ontology annotation, biological process: induction of positive chemotaxis; vascular endothelial growth factor signaling pathway; positive regulation of angiogenesis. The coding region runs from base 266 to 1531 and encodes 421 amino acids. The record is from RefSeq and is a predicted model, not a curated record. Gene Ontology annotation, molecular function: vascular endothelial growth factor receptor 3 binding; chemoattractant activity; growth factor activity.
CUGACCCACCGGAUCCGUGUUUCCAUAUGACCGAGCUUUCAUUCACAGCGGGGGUCACACACAUGCUGCAGCAGGAGGCUGUCUGUUAGAGAGAGAGAGAGAGAGAGAGAGAGAGAGAGAGAGAGAGAGAGAGAAAGAGAGAGGGGGGGCCCGGAUGAAAGAGAGUGAGCAGAUGCAGGAGAAGGAGAGGGGAGCGCGCACACCGGGGAGGGUUUUUUGAAUUUGGAUGCUUCUCGUAUCAUAAACUCUCACGGACUUUAUAAACAUGCACCUACUGGGAUUAUCGCUCCUAUUGGCUUAUCUCCUGUACUCCAACCUCGCCAGCGACUUCAGCCACAGAGAUUAUUAUGAUUACUACGAGCACGAGCAGAUGGACGAGCCUGUGAAUGACUCGCCACCAAAGCAAGAUAUGGAGCAGAAGUUACGCUCAGCCUCCAGUGUCGAUGAACUCAUGAGUCUCAUCUAUCCGUCAUACUGGGCCUCUCUGAAGUGCAAAUCUAAACUUUCUGCUGCCGCCUCCUCGGCCUCCAGGCUCUCCCAGCGGCCCCAGCCUCGCAGACAGAGGCCGCCGGCUGAGACAGAAGAGCCCACAUUCGCUGCUGCCUACCUCAACCUGGAUCUCCUGAAAAGUAUAGAGUCGGAGUGGAGGAAGACUCAGUGCAUGCCCAGGGAAGUGUGUGUCGACGUGGGCAGGGAGUUCGGGGCCCCCACCAACAUCUUCUAUAAACCACCAUGUGUGUCCGUCUACAGAUGUGGAGGAUGCUGCCACUCUGAGGACAAACAGUGCCGGAAUAUCUCCACCGGAUACCUCAGCAAAACUCUGUUUGAGAUCACAGUGCCAAUCACACAGGGCACCAAACCGGUGACCAUCAGUGUGGCCAACCACACCCAGUGCAGCUGUCUGUCCAAACUGGACGUCUAUAAACAGGUCCACAGCAUCAUCCGGAGAGCCCUGCCUGAGUGUCCAGUAGCCAACAGGACGUGUCCUUCUGGUCAGACGUGGAGCAGCAGGCACUGUCGGUGUGUCAUCAUGUCCACAAAUCCACACAACAACCCCCCUCCCCCACCACUGCUCCCUCCAAGGCAGCAUCCACUUGAUACAUUCUCGACAGAUGUGUGUGGCCCUGAUAAGGAACUGGACAUGGAGACAUGUCAGUGUGUAUGUCAGCACAGGGAUCAAAUGCAAGACUGUGGCCCUAACCGACACUUCGACCGCAACACUUGCCAGUGCGUUUGCAACAUGUCACCUGCUCCCUCCUGCCCCCUAAACCACGUCUUCAACAAAGAGACCUGCCAAUGCACGUGCAGCAAGACGUGCCCGAGACAUCAGCCCCUCAAUAAAGCAAAGUGUUCCUGUGAAUGUAAUGAGUCACCAAAUAAGUGUUUCCUUAAAGGAAGGAGAUUUCAUCCAGCCACAUGCAGUUGUCUGCGGCCUCCCUGUGAGGUGAGGAGGCGAAAGUGUGAACCAGGUUUCUCCUUCAGUGAGGAAGUGUGUCGCUGCGUACCGUCCCACUGGAGACGGCUGGACUGAAAGCUGCUAAUGAGCAGAUAACAAACUGAAUAAGUAGAAAUCAUCACCCAGCCCCUGUAGACCUGCUGGUCCUGAAUACCCCCAUCAUCUGUGACGCAGCUAAGUAUGUGGACCCUGAUAUAUGUGGGGAAACUCAGUGAUGGAGUGCAGAUACAGGGACUCUGAGGAUUUGAAGGUGGGACAUGCACUGAAGCGGCUAUGAAGACAUUUUUUAUGGGAGAGCAGCUGACCCAGAAGUGAAAGGACUGAAAGAGAGUCAACACUCGACAUUUGUUAUAAAUACUGUCUAAAUAACUUGUUAUAAAAUAUUCGGGGAGGUUUGUAUUAAUUAUGUCUCAGUAUUCUUUUGUCAGAUAUUGAUUAUAUAAUUUAUUAAAUGUUUUUUUUAACUUCUGUUUAUUGCAAUUUCAAUCUCCUUCCAUGAAAAUACACUGUGAUCAAUAUUUUUGUA